AUGACCGCAGCUGACAGGGCCAUCCAGCGCUUCUUGCGGACCGGGGCCGCAGUCAGGCCCGAGGGGGUGCUCCGGAGACGUCUGCGUCCAGCAGGGUCGGGGGCCCGGGACCGAGGCGGAAAGGACGCAGGCCUCUCGGGGCCUCCAGCAGCCCCAGUUCUGUCUGCGUUCCUCGGGAAGGAAAGUCAGCCCCCGACCCGCGCCGUACAGGUCAUGAGGAACUGGGGCGUUCUGGCGGCAUCGCCGCGGCCCUCCGCGGCGGCAUCUACGUCAUCUGGGGGCCGUGACCGAAGAAAGAAGCGCAGGAAAGGGCUCGUGCCGGGCCUGGUCAAUCUGGGGAACACCUGCUUCAUGAACUCCCUGCUGCAAGGCUUGUCCGCCUGCCCCGCCUUCAUCAAGUGGCUGGAGGAGUUCACCGCCCAGUACGCCAAGGAGCAGGAGGAGCCGCCCCCACACCAGUACCUGUCCCUGACCCUGCUGCGCCUGCUGAAAGCUCUGUCCGGCCAGGAAGUUACUGACGAUGAGGUCCUGGAUGCAAGCUGCCUGCUGGAUGUCCUUAGAAUGUACAGGUGGCAGAUCUCUUCCUUUGAAGAACAGGUGAGUCAGCAGUCGGCCGGGCAUAGCCAAGAAAAUCCUUUGUCCUGGCGACUGGGGGCCUGGCCUGGCUGCAGAUUUCUGUGCUGUGUUGGACAACACCGAAUGCUCCCAGCUCCCGGCGCCUCCUCCCAGCCACCUGGACAGGACAGUGUUCUCCAGCUCUGUGAGGGCGUCCUCUGCUGCUGCCGACCAGGCAAUGACCAGGGCCGUGGCCCUCGAGCCUCCCAAACUGUGGGGCUGCAGUGGUGGUGGGGCUUCCCAGCUCCCAUUCCCUUGUUCUGCCUUGCUCUGAGCCAUGUCGCGU
Molecule: messenger RNA, 901 nt
Organism: Oryctolagus cuniculus (rabbit)
Lineage: Eukaryota; Metazoa; Chordata; Mammalia; Lagomorpha; Leporidae
Source: RefSeq, a predicted model, not a curated record